Macadamia integrifolia is the source of this 503-nucleotide messenger RNA. Its product is annotated as TMV resistance protein N-like. The record is from RefSeq and is a predicted model, not a curated record. The transcript has a single exon. The annotation marks the transcript as partial. Gene Ontology annotation, biological process: signal transduction. NCBI's taxonomy places the organism in Eukaryota, Viridiplantae, Streptophyta, Magnoliopsida, Proteales, Proteaceae.
AUGGCAACUCGACGAUCUCCGUUGUCCUACUCCUCCUCCUCCUCAUCUGGUCAGGGUUAUGAAAUAUUCCUCAACUUCAGUAGUAUAUAUACUCGCAACACCUUUACCAACCACCUCUACAAUGCCUUGGAUGUUGCCGGAAUUCACACUUUCAUGGACGACGUUCAACUCCGUACCGGUGAGGAGAUCGGCCCAGACCUACUCUCUGCGAUCCAGCAGUCCAGAAUCUCUGUCCCCAUCUUCUCGAAGAACUACGUUUCGAGCAAAUGGUGCCUCAACGAGCUCGUCGAGAUCGUUGAGUGCAAGAAAACCAUGAAUCAACAUGUCUUGCCCAUCUUCUACCAUGUUGAUCCCGCGGAAGUCCGUCACUACACUGGGAUCUAUGCGGAAGCUCUUCAUAAACACAACAAGCGUGUCGAUCAGGGGAUCAUUGACGAGUGGAAAAAUGCUCUAACAGAGGCUGGGGGAUUGAAGGGAUGGGAUUUGAAGAACAUCGAUGGAGG